Messenger RNA from Aspergillus neoniger CBS 115656, 1460 nucleotides. Its product is annotated as syntaxin family protein. The coding region runs from base 12 to 1148 and encodes 378 amino acids. The transcript has a single exon. Gene Ontology annotation, cellular component: endomembrane system; SNARE complex. Gene Ontology annotation, molecular function: SNAP receptor activity; SNARE binding. NCBI's taxonomy places the organism in Eukaryota, Fungi, Ascomycota, Eurotiomycetes, Eurotiales, Aspergillaceae. The record is from RefSeq and is a predicted model, not a curated record. Gene Ontology annotation, biological process: vesicle fusion; intracellular protein transport.
GAUAACCAUGAAUGACGGCGAGAUAUGGGAAAUGGAGACGAUGGCGGCGGAAGCGGCAGAUCUGCCGAGAACGAGGCCCUCUGGGUUGUAUCCAUUCCAUCCACCCGGGCUGGUCCUCUGGCUUCAGCAAUAUCCACUUGAUUGCUCCAUCAUUUGGCAGUCCCUGCGUGGAUGUACUGUACUUCUCCCCCUCCCUUCCCUGUCAUCUGCAAGUCGCCGCGGUUCCGACAUCUCCGCAUUGCCUGGGCUUGACCGACGCUAAGACAACCUCACAGCCUUGUCCACCCUCUCCUCUCUCUCCUCAUCCGGCUCUUCCCCAAUACCAUCCUCACGCAUAUUCAAACACUAUCACAUCCCUCUCCGCCAUGCCAAACCCUUCGCAACUCUUGCUCCUUGCCGAUCAUAUCAAGUUAUCGCUCCUCGAACGGCAACGAGCCAUCUCGCUCGACCUAGAACCCAACAGUCAAGAUGGCGAGAUCUCACGCUCCCUCGACUCCUUGAAAGAGGGCAUCGAUGCCGUGGAAUCCGACUGCGCACGACUAGAAGACGCCAACGAUGAAAGCGCCACCGAGAUGAGAGACCAACUCGACCACCUAUACUCCCAGUAUCGAGACCUGACAUCCCAAUUCCGCGGCUCGGAUGCCGCAGCAGAGGACGAUCCCGUCGAGUUCACCAACAUCAAGAAGUCGUCACCGGACCUGAAACAGCCCGUCCCGCAACAUCCUUCUUCCAAAUCAGUUCGUUUCAUGGACAACGCCGCCGAAGAGGACGAUCUCAAUCGCCGCAACCUUUUCCAGCCAUACCGCGACUCGCCCUCCCCACAGGGCGUCGACACAUCCGACAUGUCCAACCAGCAGGUCUACGAUCAUCAUGAGCAGAUCAUGCGUGACCAAGACGAGCAGCUAGACCGACUCGGCGAAUCCAUCGGCCGACAACACCAGCUUAGUAUCCAGAUCGGGGAUGAACUUGAGGGCCAUGUCGCGUUGCUGGAUGACAUGGAUGGCCAUGUGGAACGGCAUCAGGGCCGGUUAGACAAGGCCAAACGCCGACUGGAUAAAUUUCGGCGAAGUGCGAGUGAGAAUUGGAGCAUGAUGACAAUCAUCGGAUUGAUCAUCGUCCUCGUCAUACUGAUCGUCCUGCUCAAGUGACCCUCUCGUAUAUGACUCUUCUUGUCAUGACUUUGUUGUUGUGAGUUCGGGCUUAUUACUGUUCUAUUGAUGAUCCCCGAGGGGCGAAAUGGCGUUAUUUGCGUUGAAUUGGAGUUGUCCAUACUACUAAGCCAUCGGGUUGGUGGAAGGGAUCCUGUGGCGUUUACAUUAGGUAUAUUUGCUUGCAGCUUAACACUUUUACAGUCCACCCGGCAUCUGUUUCGAAUACACUAUAUAUCAUUCCUUUGAAUUACUCUAUAGCAGAACCGAAUACAAUUUCCUGCUUUUGAUACCAUAAUAUAGAAGUAGUAA